Laccaria bicolor S238N-H82 is the source of this 1170-nucleotide messenger RNA. RefSeq lists its product as uncharacterized. The record is from RefSeq and is a predicted model, not a curated record. Gene Ontology annotation, molecular function: zinc ion binding; allantoinase activity; cobalt ion binding. The annotation marks the transcript as partial. NCBI's taxonomy places the organism in Eukaryota, Fungi, Basidiomycota, Agaricomycetes, Agaricales, Hydnangiaceae. The transcript is spliced from 5 exons. Gene Ontology annotation, cellular component: cytoplasm. Gene Ontology annotation, biological process: purine nucleobase catabolic process; allantoin catabolic process.
CUCCGUAGUGCUCAUGUCCACCUCAAUGAACCCGGGAGAACUGAAUGGGAAGGUUUUGCAACUGGAACCAGAGCAGCUGCAUCUGGAGGUAUAACCGCUCUCAUCGACAUGCCGCUGAACUCUAUCCCUCCAACAACGACGGUUUCCAACCUCGAUGCCAAAAGAAAUGCUGCGCGGGGUCAAUGCUACGUCGAUGUCGCUUUCUGGGGAGGCGUUAUACCUGGAAAUCAGGAGCAUCUUGUCCCCCUUGUCCGAUCUGGUGUCAAAGGGUUUAAGUGCUUUCUGAUAGAGAGUGGUGUGGAUGAAUUCCCUUGCGUGAAAGAGGAGGAUCUCAUGCUAUCGAUGAGAGAAUUGGAAAAUUCGUCCUCAGUCUUGCUCUUCCAUGCAGAACUUGACAACACGAUCUCUCUCAAUAGCGAGGCCAGUCCGACCGAAUACGAAACCUUUCUACGAUCGCGGCCACAGACAUUCGAAUCCGAUGCUAUCUCACUCAUCGUAAAAUUACUCAAACUAUAUCCCUCGCUGCGGUGCCACAUUGUUCACUUGUCAGCAGCUUCAGCGCUGCCCAUCAUUAGGGAAGCGAAAAGGGCCGGGCUUCCCCUGACGGCAGAAACUUGCUUUCAUUACCUUUGUCUUUCCGCUGAGGACAUUCCUCGUGGCCAUACCGAAUUCAAGUGUUGCCCACCUGUCCGUGAGUCAUCCAACAGAGAUCAGCUCUGGGAUGCCUUGAAGGAAGGGCUGAUCGAUUGUGUUGUAUCCGACCACAGCCCUUGUGUGGUCGAGCUAAAGAAUAUGGAGACGGGUGAUUUCAUGAGCGCUUGGGGAGGUAUCAGCACUCUUGGGCUGGGCCUAAGUUUGCUGUGGACUGAAGGCAGGAAACGGGGGGUUUCGCUGGGCCAGUUGGUCGAAUGGAUCAGCACCAGAACUGCAGAACACGGAGGACUGGGUGAUACAAAAGGAAAGCUAGCUGUGGGUUACGACGGGGAUUUUGUCCUCUGGGAUCCCGAAGCAGACUUGCAGGUUACCAAAGAAAAUCUCAGGUUCAAGAAUAAGAUCUCGCCAUACGAGGGGCUUGUGUUGAAGGGGCGGGUUCAUAAAACCUAUCUUCGGGGCACUCUAGUGUGUGAUGGGGGAUUUAUAGUUGAAAGUCCUCAAGGACAUGUGUUGUAG